GAGAUUCAGCUUCCCCCAGUGAAUAUCGGUUGAUCGGUUGUCCGUUGGGUUUCGGUUGUGAUAGAUCAGUGUGACAUAAUAGUUUUUUCUUCAGAAUGAAGAUUCUAGUGGUUCUGGCUUGCAUAGCCGCUGUGACGGCUCGUCCUGAAGCUCCGCUUCAAGGAUACAACUAUGCACGGCCGGCAGCGUUCCCGGCACAAGCACAUUCGCAAAACUUUGCGGUGUCCAGUUCCUUCCAAGCCGCUCCAGCUCCUCAGUACCACGCACCAGCUCCUGCCCCACAGUAUCAUGCUCCGGCUCCUGCUCCUCAAUAUCACGCACCGGCUCCAGCUCCACAGUACCAAGCCGCACCUGCAUUCCCAUCGUCCGGGUUCGGAUCAGCGAUCUCCUCAGCCGGUGCCCAUGCUCAACAAUCAUUUGCUCCCCAGCAAACGGUCGUCCAGAAGCACAUCUACGUCCACGUACCGCCCCAGGAACCCGAGGAACACCACGCCCAGCAGAUCCUGAGCCAGGGUGUCGCCCGUAAGCACUAUAAGAUCAUCUUCAUCAAGACACCGAACGUACAGCCAUCGGCAGCUCAGAUUGCCCUGCAGCAGGCCCAACAGGAAGAAAAAACUAUCGUCUAUGUGCUGGUUAAGAAACCCGAGGACCAGGGUGAUAUCCAUAUCCCACAGGUAGCGCCACUACCGCCAAGCAAACCGGAGGUCUACUUCAUCAAGUACAAGGCCAACCGGGCCCAGGGUGGUGGAGCAGGUCAUGGUGGUGCUGCCGCAGCGACUUCGUUCACCUCCGGUGGUGGAUCAGCCUUCGAUUCGGCGAUAUCGUCCAGUGCCGUGUCGGGUGGUGCUAGCAGUGGCAGCCUACCACACUCCGAGUACGGCGCCCCUGGCGGACACCCCGGAUACCAGUAAAAUCAGCAACACUGCCAAACUUUUUCCUCAUCACACCCCCUUGGCGCAAACAACACUCGUGAACGCGGCUGCAUCCAACCGGCGAUACCUCCUGUAGUAGUUGCUUUAAAACUAGUCUAGUUUAGUGCGCGUGCGAAUGAUUUUUUUUCAGGCUCAGACCCCCUUUUCUAUCCCUGACUGACUGACACACUAUUUUUGUUAAAUCUUUACUUUUCUAGAAAAAAAAAACAAAGUGACAUUUGACAUUCGAACCAAUCGCGGUCUGCCAUCGGGCUGCCAUUUUUCUUUUUCUUAACGGUGACAAAAGAAAGAUGGCGCAUGGCAGACUACCUAACCGAGUAGAUUUUUUUUUUCGUUUCUAUUUUCAUCUUCCUCAACACACCACAACAACAACAACAGGUUCGAAUGUCAAGCCUGAACGUGGAAGACUAAUUUAGUUUAGAAACGGGAAUAGCUGACAAUUUUUUUUCGCUAUUAAAUUAUUGAAACCAACAAAAGAUGUAGGAAGAAAAAGCGAAGUUUUAGUUUGUAGUUUUGUAUAGCUUAGCAGAAGAGAGAAACAAAUUGUUUUUUUUUUAUAAUUGUAUAGGAAAAUAAAAUAAAAUAAAAGAGAGAUUUUAA
Topomyia yanbarensis is the source of this 1532-nucleotide messenger RNA. RefSeq names its product proline-, glutamic acid- and leucine-rich protein 1-like. The coding region runs from base 96 to 911 and encodes 271 amino acids. The record is from RefSeq and is a predicted model, not a curated record. The transcript is spliced from 4 exons. NCBI's taxonomy places the organism in Eukaryota, Metazoa, Arthropoda, Insecta, Diptera, Culicidae.